AUGAUUUUGCUUCCACGAAAGGAACAAAUUAUUUGUUGGAAUGGAUUAAUUUUGGUGUUGCUGUUCUCGAAACUUCGUUACACAGAAGCAUUUACUACAGUGGACUGCAUGCAUCGUUAUAAUGUCUCAGAUUUGUCAUCGAAUGAUCUUUCGGAUAAAUUGGAAGAUUGCAUUUAUUAUUUCUUGGUUGGUCGUGCAAAAGCAAAAUAUGGAGAUAUUCGUUUGCUGUAUCUGGAAGAACCCACACCAAAAGAUGAUAUAUUUACAAUUAUAAUCAGUCAUGUAGCUGUGAGACGUGUCGAGCUGACACAAAAAUUCUCAUCUCAAUUUACUAUUUACGGUGAUUUAUAUGUGUCAUGGGAAGAUGAGCGUUUGAAAUGGGAUAAAAAGGAAUGGCAACUGGAUGAAUAUACAUUACACGAUGCUCAUCACAUAUGGAAACCUACAAUUAACGAUGAAUAUUAUUUGGGACAAUGCAACACAGUUCAAGGUUGUUACACAACAGUACAAGAAAUUGAUAUAUUCUCAAGUGGAAAAGUCGUGGCACUCUACUCGUUUCAUUAUCCAGCAUUUUGUAAUGUUAAUUAUUACAGAUAUCCGGAGGAAGAAAAUGAUUGCUGCUUGUUCUUUUCACUUGGUGAUCUAAAUUCCAAUCGAAAAGUGCAUUUUGAAUUGAAAGCUGAGAGUAAAGCAACCAUAUCACAAGUCGUCAAAAUGGAGAGGAUGGCGAAUGGACUGAUAAAUCCCACCGAUGAACAUUCUGCGUGGAUGUUGGAGCAUCGCACUGUAGCGAUAACUAAAAUGAGUGGUUCGAAUUUCGAACUUCUUCACGUUUGUAUCCAUGCUCGAAAGCAAAUGUCAACCUUACGCAUUGCUUUGCGUCUUCCAGUCUCCAUUACAACGAUGCUUAUGCUUGCUUCACCCCUUUUCGGACAUCUAACCACUCAGAUUUACGUUAAGCUCUUCGCUUUCUCGCUGCAAACUGUGUCUUUUAUUUUCCUUUGUUCCAUCUCACCGGAAAAUGGUUUUGGAAAAACAAAACCGAAAAUUUACACGUUCUUUGAAACGGUUGUUGUUUUAACAGUGAUCAGCAUAAUGGUUAAUAUGAUUGCAAUAGCACUGAGUAGAGUUAGGCGUACUAUACCUCCACGACAUAAUUUUUAUCUGGCAUCUAAAGUGAUCAAUCAUCUCAUUUGCUGUAUCGAACCGGAUCCAACUGCUAGCUACUUCCGACAUUUGGACGACUAUACCCAAACAAAUUUUGAAAAUUCUCAGCCAGAUUAUACAACAGAAUGGCGACAUAUUUAUAUUGCUUCUAAUAAUCUUUUUUCAGCAUUCGCUUUGAUUGCUUUCAUUAUUGUUGCUGUUUUCGAAAUUUUAUAA
Brugia malayi is the source of this 1383-nucleotide messenger RNA. RefSeq lists its product as uncharacterized. Gene Ontology annotation, molecular function: transmembrane signaling receptor activity; extracellular ligand-gated monoatomic ion channel activity; neurotransmitter receptor activity. The record is from RefSeq and is a predicted model, not a curated record. Gene Ontology annotation, biological process: signal transduction; chemical synaptic transmission; monoatomic ion transmembrane transport. Gene Ontology annotation, cellular component: synapse; neuron projection; membrane. NCBI's taxonomy places the organism in Eukaryota, Metazoa, Nematoda, Chromadorea, Rhabditida, Onchocercidae. The coding region runs from base 1 to 1383 and encodes 460 amino acids. The transcript is spliced from 10 exons.